GAACAACAUCUCUAUGCUACGGCACCUAUGGUUUUUAUCCAAGUGAAGGUGAAAGCUGGGGGAGGACAAAAAAGAUAAAAACGGAGAGGGAAAAAAAGGGCUCUCAAGUUUUGAAGACAGGCAAGAGUGACAUCUCCAACCCCCAGCGACACCCCCCAUAAAAAAAGGAUCACUGACUACAUUUUAACCAAAUACAUCAUGGCUUCGUCUAGCAGUCUCUUACAUGAAGAGCAGCUCCAGUGCUCCAUCUGUCUGGAUGUGUUCACCAAUCCUGUCUCUACUCCGUGUGGACACAACUUCUGUAUGAUCUGUCUCAACGAGUUCUGGGACAGUACUUCACAUUACCAGUGUCCAAUGUGCUUAGCAGAAUUCCCCAAAAGACCAGAGCUCCGGGUGAAUACCUUUAUUUCUGAACUGUGUACUCAGUUUAAGAUGUCAGUUCAGGUGAAAUCCAGCAGCAUAGCAGAUCAACCUUCAUACCUCAAACCUAAAGGAGUUCUGUGUGACACCUGCACCAAGGAAAAGGCUGAGGCUCUAAGGUCCUGCCUGGACUGUGGGGUUUCUUUAUGCAUUACUCAUCUGUUGCCCCAUAAAACUACAGUUAAAUUAAAAAAACACAAACUGAUCGACCCUGUGGAGAACCUGGAGGACUACAUCUGCCAGAAACAUGAGAGACCCCUUCAGCUGUUCUGUAGAGAUGACCAGAUGUGUGUGUGUCAGUUCUGUAUUUUGGGAGACCACAAAACUCACAAAACUGUUCCUAUUGAGGAGGAAAUUCAAGAGAAGAAGAGUCACCUUCGGGAGACACAGAAACAUGUUCAGAAGAUGAUCCAAAACCAAGAAGAAAAGAUGGAGGUGCUCAAACAGUCUAUUGAACUCAAUAAAAAACACUCAGACAAAGAAAAAACAGAAAGCAUGAAGAUGUUCAGUGCUCUGAUGCGCUGCAUUGAGAGAAGCCAGGCAGACAUACUUAAGUUGAUUGAAGAAAAGCAGAAAGCAGCAGAGAGGCAGGCUGAACAAUUGAUUAGAGAGCUGGAGCAGGAGAUCACUGAGCUGAAGGCAAAAAACAAUGACAUGAUACAGCUCAUAAAUACACAGGAUCACCUGAAGUUCCUACAGAUUUACCCAUUUCUCCACGGACCUUUACACAACACCAACUGGAAUAAUGUCAGAAUUCAUUCUCCUCUGAGUGUAGAGCCACUGAGGAGAGCUCUGCGUCAGCUUCAGGAGUCUCUCAAUGAGGAGAUUAAGAAGCUCCCAGAGAUUGAACUGAAGAUAUAUCAACAAUAUGCAGUGGACGUGACUCUGGAUCCUGAUACAGCAAAUUCUAAACUUAUUCUGUCUAAUGAUAGGAAACAAGUGAGAUAUGAGACCAAAGGACAGAAUGUACCUGAUAACCCAGAGAGGUUUAAGCGUUGUGUCAAUGUUCUGGGAAAAGAGGGCUUCUCCUCGGGGAGAAUUUAUUAUGAUGUGCAAGUCAGAGGGAAAACAGCUUGGGAUUUAGGAGUGGCCCGAGAGUCUGGAAACAGGAAAGGGGAAAUUAUAUUCAAUCCAAAGAAUGGAUACUGGGUUGUGAUGCUGAGAAAUAAGGCUGAAUAUAAGGCUUGUGAUUCUCACCUAAUUCCCCUUACACUGAAACAGGCUCCUCAGAAGGUGGGGAUCUUUGUGGAUUAUGAGGAAGGUUUGAUCUCCUUCUAUGAUGUUGAGGCCAAAUCUCAUAUUUACUCUUUCACUGGUCAGACUUUCACUGAGAAACUCUAUCCAUUCUUUAGCCCUUGUCUUAAUAAUGGCAGUAAAAACUCAGGACCGCUAGUCAUCACGUCUAUUGAACAUUAUUUUUCUACAUAAAACAACUUCACGGAAUAAAAAUUAAAGCAAUAUAUGCAGAAAUUAGACAACUGCUUUUGAGGUUAGAAGAUAUUUAAUUAAAAAUUAAAUACAUUUUAUUUUACUUGGU
Messenger RNA from Tachysurus vachellii, 1957 nucleotides. Its product is annotated as E3 ubiquitin-protein ligase TRIM39-like. Gene Ontology annotation, molecular function: protein binding; zinc ion binding. NCBI's taxonomy places the organism in Eukaryota, Metazoa, Chordata, Actinopteri, Siluriformes, Bagridae. The transcript is spliced from 8 exons. Bases 199 to 1848 code for a protein of 549 amino acids. The record is from RefSeq and is a predicted model, not a curated record.